UAUUGUUUCUUUGCUACUCGAAAGUUGGGGCAAAUUAAUAGUGGGCUGCCCGUAUUUCCUUUGGCAGAAAUUGGAGAGACUCUGUAGCCAUUGAAGUGAAGUGAAGAUGGCGAGAGUUGCUAUUCGUUACCCUCGCAACGGUAAUACCUUCAUCUCAUUAUUGGCUUAUUCUCAUGGCAAUGCUGAGAUUGCUCAUUCUACUUUCGCAAUUGCGCCUAGAGAUUAUUCUUCAUUUCCUAGCAAUACGUCCAUUUCGAUAAAGGGUAGACUCGGGUUUUCUAGCAGUUUUGAGAAUGUCAAGUGUUUAGACGAUGCUGUGACCGUGUUCCGCCAAAUGAUCAGAGAGCAGCCUCUUCCCUCUCUUGUCAGCUUCUCGAAAUUGUUGAGGACUAUGGUAAAUAUGAAACAUUACUCUGAUGUUGUUUCUCUCUUUGGAGAAAUGCAGAAAUUAGGUAUUCCAACUAAUGAAUUCAUCUUGAAUAUAGUGAUUAACAGCUAUUGCCUCAUGCAUCGUGCUGAUUUAGGAUUUUCUGUAUUGGCCAUUUUUUUGAAGAAUGGUAUUGCAUUUGAUGUGGUUACAUUUAGCAGCCUAAUAAGGGGACUAUUUGCUGUAAAUAAGCUUAAAGACGCCGUUGACUUGUUUAGAAAGGUGGUGAGGGAGAAUAUUUGUGAGCCUAACAAAAUCAUGUAUGCAAUUGUCAUGGAUGGGCUUUGCAAAAGGGGCCAUACACAAAAAGCUUUUAGUUUGCUCCGAUUAAUGGAACAAGGGAGCACUAAGCCCGACACAUGCAUCUAUAACAUUGUUAUACAUGCCCUCUGCAAAGAUAGAAUGCUAGAUGAUGCUAUUAACCUUUUGAAUGAGAUGAAACAAAAAGGCAUUCUUCCUGACAUUGUCUCAUAUAAUUCAUUGAUUGAUGGUUUGUGUAGGUCUGGUCAAUGGGAAAAUGUUAGGAAUUUGUUCUGUGAGAUGGUUAAUCUUAAUAUUUAUCCAAGUCUGUACACCUUCAACGUAAUUGCAGACGCCGAGAAAAUAAUGAGCCACAUGAUUGAAAAAGGUGUAGAGCCUAGUUUAUUCACCUACAAUACAAUAAUAGAUGGAUAUUGCUUGUGUGGUCAAAUGGAUAGAGCGAGAAUUUUUUUUAAUUCCGUGAUAGAUAAGACCAUUGAGCCUGACAUUAUUACCUAUAACAUACUAAUAAAUGGAUACCGUAAGAAGAAAAAAAUGGAUGAGGCCAUGCAAAUGUUUCUUGAAAUUUCUCGAAAGGGGUUGGAACCUAGUAUUUUUACCUACAAUAUUAUCUUGCAAGGUCUGCUUGAAGUUGGGAGAAUCGAUGUUGCACAAAAUUUCUUUGCUGAUAUGAUAUCGGCAGGACAAAGACCUGAUUUUUGUACUCAUCGCAUCUUGCUUGGUGGUUAUUUUAAGAAUGGACUUGUUGAAGAAGCUAUGUCACUCUUUCAUAAGUUGGAAAGCAAUGGAGAAGACACUGGCAUUGAACUUUACAGUAUUGUCAUUGAUGGAUUGUUCAAAAAUGGAAAUUUCAACAAAGCUCGUGUCAUUUUUGAGAAGCUUUCUGUAGUAGGUUUACAUCCUGACGUAAUAAUGUACAAUACAAUGAUUAAUGGAUUUUGUCUAGAAGGGUUGCUAGAUGAAGCUAAAGAUAUGCUUAGAAAAAUGGAGGACGAUGGAUGUUCGCCAGACAAUGUAACUUACAAUGUCAUUAUGCGAGGAUAUCUCAGAAGUAACAAAAUUAGUGAAAUAAAGGCUUUCUUAAAGGAAAUGACGGGGAAGACUAUCUCAUUUGAUGCAACUACAGUAGAGUUACUAAUAGACAUUAUAGCGGAGGAUCCUUCUUUGCUUGACAUGUUACCAGAGUUUCACCUGGAAAAUAAGACGUGAAUAUUUUUUCCCAGAGUUUCAUUCAGAGAGUAAAAUGUGAAUACUCUUUCCCUUGGUUUUAUCAACUAUAUUAUGUCUAGGGCGCAAGUUUAUGUUUUUUCCCUCUGGAAAAGAAAUGCAAUUGGGGAAAUAGGAAAACUGAAAUUCGAACACUGCUUUUGCCUUAGAGGCAAGCUUACUGAGGUAUCUGAUUUGCUCAUGCUCUUUGUUGCCGUUACUUGCUUCAACCAGCAUCCGUCUCUUCGUCAAUCGUUGCCUUGAAUGACAGGUUGCUGCCCUUCAUUUUAUGAACUUUGACAACAGCCAGUAUGUCAAGAUUCACGCCAGUUGCAGUGUGACUUGCACCUCCAGUGGGCUGCCUACAAAAAGGAACCAACAUGCCCUCGGUGUAAAUAUCCAUUUGAGUUAAUUACAUCCAUCCCUCACUUGAUGGAAGAAAUUGGAGACAUUCCGUAGCCAUUGAAGGUGAAGAUGGUGAGAGUUGCAGUGCGUUACUCUCGCAAUGGUUUGGUCGGUGGGAAAAUGUUAGGGCUUUGUUCUGUGAGAUGGUUGGUUAAUGUUAAUAUUUAUCCAAAUGUGUACACCUUCAGCAUAGUGAUCGAUGGGCUAUGCAAAGAAGAAAAAGUUGAAGACGCCGAGAAAAUAAUGAGACACAUGAUCAGAAAAGGUGAGGAGCCUACUGUGGUCACCUACAAUGCGAUAGCAGAUGGAUAUUGUUUGCGUGGUCAAAUUGAUUGAGCGAGGAGAAUUUUUUAUUCUAUGAUAGAUAAGAGCAUUGAGCCUAACAUUACUAAUUAUAACACACUAAUAAAUGGAUAUUGUAAAAAAAAGAAGUUUGACGAGGCCAUGCAAUUGUUUCUUGAAAUUUCUCGAAAGGGGUUGAAACCUGAUACUGUUACCUACAAUAUUAUCUUACAAGGUCUAUUUGGAGUUGGAAAAAGCGACACUGCACAAAAGUUCUUCGCAGAGAUGCUUUCGGCAGGGCAGAGACCAAAUUUGUGUACUCGUAGCAUCUUGCUUGGUGGUUAUUUUAAGAAUGGACUUGUUGAAGAAGCUAUGUCACUCUUUCGUAAGUUGGAAAGAGAGGGAGAAGAUACUGACAUUAAACUUUACAAUAUUGUCAUUGAUAGAUUGUGCAAAAAUGGAAAGUUGGACAAAGCUCAUGCCAUUUUUGAAAAGCUUUCUUUAAUAGGUUUACAUCCUAACGUGAUAAUGUACACUACAAUGAUUAAUGGGUUUUGUUUGGAAGGGUUACUAGAUGAAGCUAAAGAUAUGCUAAGAAAAAUGGAGGACAAUAGAUGUUUGCCAAACAAUGUAACUUACAAUGUUAUUUUGCAAGGGUUUCUGAGAAGUAACAGAAUUGGUGAAACGAGGGCUUUCAUAAAGGAAAUGACUGGGAAGACUCUCAUUUGAUACAACUACAACAGAGUUAUAGCGAAGGAUCCUCCUAUGCUUGACAUGAUACCAGAGUUUCUUCUGGAAAAGAAGAAAUGAAGAUGUUUUCCUAAUCUCAUCCAAUGCAAUUGGGGAAACAAGAAAGUUGAAAUUUGAACAUUGCUUAUGCUUUAUAGGCAAACUUAUUGAGGAGAAAUUGGAGAGACUGCGCAGCCAUUCAAGUGAAGUGAAGAUUGCAGGUGUUGCAGUUCGUUACUCUCGCAAUGGUUUGAGAACAUCAAGUGUUUUAGAUGAUGCUGUAAGUGUCAAAUGGUCAGAGAGCAGGCUCCUUCCCUCUUCUGUCAGAUUUUCCGCUUGGUCAAUAAUAGAUUUCCAGAUUGUGAAAAAAAUGGCUCGUACGAAGCAGACAGCCUGUAAAUCUACCGGUGGAAAGGCUCUAAGGAAACAACUUGCUAUAAAGGCUGCUAGGAAAUCAGCCCCUACCACUGGAAGAGUGAAGAAGCCACAUCGUUACCUCCCUGGACUGUUGCUCUCCAAAAAUAUCAAAAGAGUACUGAGCUUCUCAUUCGGAAGUUGUCUUUCCAAAGGUCUGUGAGAUUGUUCAGGAUUUUAAGACAGAUCUGAUAUUCAGCUUGCAAGACGAAUUCGCGGAGAACGAGCUUAAGCUUAUCACAAUGUUGAUUAGUGAUCAGUCUCUUCUUGGUUGCCCGUGUAUGGUUUAUGGUACCAAGCUAGUAUCUUUUUGUUUGUGCCUGGAACCUAGAUUGUUAUAUUAGAGACCUUAUUGUGUUCUAUAAAUACUAGUACUAGGUUUGCUAAUACAAGGACAUUGAUUAAAAUGAAUUGCUGUUUCUGAAAAAGAAAAGAAAAAAAUCCUCUUAGUUUUCCUGAAACCGGAGUGAAGCUUGUUCAAACCUGGCACAAUGUAGUGUAGAUUAACUAGAAGAGAUUUACUUGUUCAAUCUGCUUGGUGUAAGUUGAUUUAAUCUGAUCCAGGGCAUCUUGCUUAACCUCCUACUUAACUCUUAACAUAGUUAGUUACUCAAAGCAUACCAUUUUACUAGUCAUACACCAAAGCUGACUGCUUUUUGUAGUCUAUAUAAGCACUAGAAAAAUGAUUCAAUAUGUCCCCCUAACUAACACAAGGGGAAUGAUAUUUUUGUUAAGUAUCAUUUUCAUAGAAGGCUUGUUAUAUCAUUUAGCUUAUCAACUGCUAUUGAGUUCCUCUGUGAAGCUUUUAGUAUUUGAUCACUUUUUUUAAGUGUGAGAAUUAAUCAUCUCUAGACAUGGGGUUUCUAUUGUGUUCUCUCUUUCUUUUCAUUUCCUACUGCAAGCAACUUAUACUAGUAUUUGAUCACUUUGUUUGUCUGCUUCUUAAGAGUGGGCUGCCCGUAUUUCCCUUGACAGAAAUUGGAGAGACUCUGUAGCCAUUGAAGUGAAGAGAAGAUGGCGAGAGUUGCAAUUCGUUACCCUCGCAACAGUAAUACCUUCAUCUCAUUCUUGGCUAUUUCUCAUGGCAACGCUAAGAUUGCUCAUUCUACUUUCGCAAUUGGCCGCAGAGAUUAUUCUUCAUCUCCUAGCAAUACAUCCAUUUCGAUAAAGGGUAGACUUGGGGUUUCUAGAAGUUUUGAGAACAUCAAGUGUUUAGAUGAUGCUGUGAGUGUUCCGUCAAAUGGUUAGACAGUAGCCUCUUCCCUCUCCUGUCAGGUUCUCGAAAUUGUUGCAUACUAUAGUAAAUAUGAAGCAUUACUCUGCUGUUGUUUCUCUUUGGAGAAAUGUGGAAAUUAGGUAUUCCAACUGAUAAAUUCAUCUUGAAUAUAGAAAUUAUCAGUUAUUGCCUCAUGCACCGUGCUGAUUUAGGAUUUUCUGUA
Nicotiana tabacum (common tobacco) is the source of this 5163-nucleotide messenger RNA. The record is from RefSeq and is a predicted model, not a curated record. NCBI's taxonomy places the organism in Eukaryota, Viridiplantae, Streptophyta, Magnoliopsida, Solanales, Solanaceae.